Molecule: messenger RNA, 4945 nt
Organism: Mercenaria mercenaria
Lineage: Eukaryota; Metazoa; Mollusca; Bivalvia; Venerida; Veneridae
Exons: 17
Coding region: 161-2146 (661 amino acids)
Source: RefSeq, a predicted model, not a curated record
UCUAAUAAUAUUUAUUUCAAUUCGUGCUAACAUUCAUGUUGAUAUAAGAACAAGUUUAAACUAAAAUAUAUGGAAUAUUUAUUAUUACAAUUAUAUAUGAUUAACCAAGUACAUUAGGAAACACAUGUGGAUAUAAAAUUGCACGGUGCCGUUGUUUAUCAUGAGUAUGAUAAGAUCAUUGUCGGCUAUAGAACAAAGUGCAAGCAGGCGACAUGCACUUCAGAUGCCACAACUUCCCGAUCCCGGGAAGGCUGACAGUCAAUUUGCUAGUAAUGAAAAAUUGGAUUUCUCUAUCAGACUCGGCUCAACACUUGCUCGUGGUCAUGAUCUUGGAAAUGAAAGAAUCAGGAGUGGAAUGCUGUCAACACUGGAUGAAUUGUCCAUAACAAAUGUAUCAGAACAUCCAGCAGAGUCUGAACAAAUCAUGAUCCCUUCCAAAAGUAAUUUGAGUCGACGGAACUCACGGCGGGGUAGUGUGGCCGUCAAACAGCUGAAGGUUAACCUUUCCAAAGAGACGGCAUUGAUGAAAAUGAAAAGAGUAUUUAAGAUGGUCAGAAUCAUAUCAGGUGUAUGUCUAGCACUAAAAAGGUACGUGAAGCAGUGUGAGACAAAGACUUGGUCAUUUAUGGAGAUGUACCUUCAUGUCAAGGAAGAUCUAAACCAACUUGUAGCAUUUAAUCCACAAAGUUAUGCACGAGUAGAACCGGAAAGGUUAAAACUGAAGAAACUGUUACUGAUAGAUCCACCAAGAAGGACAGCCGAUAAUGUUAAAGUGAUAUUAGCAUUGAUGAGGGACAACAAAUCAUUCCAGGAUUAUCCUUUCCAUAUUCAGUUUGAACUGGCACGGUGCAUGACAUAUCAAAGUUACGAGGCUAGACGUGUUGUACUGAAGAUGGGACAUAGACCAGAGGCAUUCUACAUUGUUCUUUCAGGCUUUGUGAUGGCAAAUGUGGAAGAUAUUUGUCCAACGAGCGGGAAGAAAUUUGUGAAAACUGUAAAAGAAAUGGGACCCGGAGAUACAUUUGGUGAACUGGCAUUAAUAGAAGGAAGUAGGCGUACAGCAACAAUAGUGUGUAAAUCGUCUGUGGAACUACUAGUUAUUUUAAAAGAUGACUUCGAUAACAUCAUAAGAAAUCCUUUAGUGAAACAAAUCGAUGAGCACGUUGCUUUUUGCAAAACAAUGCCGUUGUUUCAAGACUUUCCAUGUGACAACCUGGCGGAUAACCCAGCACAGUUUUUCUAUCAUUUCUUCAAAAAGGGUGAUAUUGUUGUGAAGGACAGUAGAGAAUCAAAGUAUAUUAUUGCUGUAAAAGCUGGAAAGUGUAAAGUUAUAAGUAGAUACAGUGUGAAAAGCAAAUGCGGAAGGAACAGAAGGAUGACACCGAGCCAGAAAGACAUGAAUGCCUCAUUCCCGCAGUAUGAAGAUAUGAAGAAAAUAAUGACACUGCACCGGAAACCUAAAACGGAGGCUGAAAGACUGAAGGAAAGUAUCUGCCUUGGCCUCCUAACCGGUCAGAUAGAUAAGACACGAUUGGCUGACCUCGGUCCAGACGUGCAGAGACCAAAAUCGUCAAUGACUGUAGCCGAUGUUGAGAAGAAAUUGAGACCUCCACCACUAGAGAAAAGCAAGACUCUGAGUGAUUUCUUCGAUUCCGUUACCAAGACAAGAAAAAAUGAAAUAGAAACAGAUGAAGAAUUGUUGUCUGUUGUACACGGAAAAUUUUGGGGCACAAGAUUGCAGCAUAUUCGAAAAGUGAAAUCUGCAUCAAGACAAGGACAACGAAGACUGUUGUCUGCGAAAUCAACAUCAUCGAGAUCGUCUACAAAUCCUUUUUAUUCCGUAGAAAAACAUACCUACGCACAAAUAGCUGAGUUAGGAACUGGAACAGUGUUUGGAUUGGAGUCUCUUGUUCAGAAGCCAACAACAUGUUUUAGCCUUGUUAGUGAAGGGGCUGAGUGUAUUUUCAUCUCGAAAAGACUGUUUUUAUCAUUGGCAAACAUAAAAGUUCUUCGUGUGGUGACAGACAUGAUACAGACAUAUCCUUCUAAAGAAUUUAUUGAAGAACAAGUACAAAACUACAGAAAUUGGCAAAAGUAUAAAUCUGGACUGGUGGUAGAAGUCCUGAAUAGACGCCGUUCACCUUGAACUUGAUAACUACAGUUUCUGUAUAUUCUACAUUAGUCUUUCAAAAACUGUAUUUUGUGCGUAAUAUGAAACGAAAAAUAGUUAUAUCUCUUGAAACUAUACCCAACACAGUCAGAGCAACUUAAUAAAUCAAACAUACUUGGAAUAUGCUUAUGACAGUUAUGGAGAGAAAUAACGAAAACGUCUACCAAUAAGUACUUCAAUGCAUCUUAUAACUUUACACUACCAAGGGCAAAUUAGGCAGGAUGCAAUGUUAAACUUGAGCAAUGACUGCACGAUGGUGCAGAUUGUACCCCGAGCGGUCAAAUACCUGACAUAUUUGCGACAUUCUUCCUGUAAUAUCGUUUAAUAGUUUCCAUAAAGAUAUCUCGAAGAGUGUUCUAAAUUCUAGAAAUGGAACUGACACAGAAUGUUUGUGGUGAAAAUUUAAGUUUAGUUUUUUUUCAUAUUUAUGAUAUAUCUCUAGUGUCGAACUUCAUAUUGAGCUCUUUUAUCUCUAGUAGACUUUAUUCCCUUUCACAAUAACGGUCUUUAGCUGCUGCGUAGUUUCACCCUGAGAACAUAGGUUUUUAGAUUUAUUGUGCAAUCCGCGUGCCAUAGCGUAGCGGCUGUAAAUUGGAGUCAGUGAUGGUGUAUUUUUCUUUGGGAUCAUGGAGAACAUGCCGUUCUUCUGUAAUAGAACUCCGAUUAAGCUGGUGCCAGUGGGCGUGAGGGGUGCUGCAUGUUUCAAUAAUUUCAAACUACUAUUCAAAUAACUAUCAUGUCCCUUGGUUGUGUUGUAUAUUGCAAAAAGAUCUUUUCAUAGAUCUUAGGAGAAUAAAUCGUAUAUAUAUGUAUAUUAUCUUACUAUAGAUAGUUCCGUCCUUAUUCGAAGAAGGCAUGUUCCUUUCGGUUGAGGUCCCCGUUCAGAGAGUACAGUCAUUAUUCACAUUAUUGAUACAAUAGUUGGUUAGCUAACCUGAACCUAAGUGCAAUAUAUUCGGCAAAAUGUACAAAACAUGAAUACAGUUGCAGGAGGGGUACAAGCAAUCAACAACGAAACAUUAUAAAUAAGCGUACCAAUAUUGUCUGUGAGAUUUCAAAUUCAUAAAUUAAAUAAGUGAGUUGACUAAGAAAGUUUCACUCUUCAAUAAGUCAUGACAGCUGUUGGGAUUAAAGUUAGGACUAACCAUUUUAUGUUAUGUUCGCAAUUAAACCAUUGCAAGACUUGCUGAAAAAAAAGAUUGUGUUAAGAUAUGUAAUACUACUUGUAAGUAGAUGCCAGAAAAAUAAAACCUUUUAAUCAUGUAGUGCCCCUGUCCUUAUACACGGGGUCUUUGUGGACAAGUGGUUAAACUCGACUUCGAAUUGAUUGUUCCUUACAACUGUGAGUUCCAAUCUCGCCGAUUUCUCGCGAAACAUAUCAAGAUGUCUCCACGUCUUCGUGUACUUGAUGAUUAGCAAGAAGAAUAUUGAUUUUCUGCAGUAUUUCAAACGCGUUGCAACGGUUUUACUCCUUCUUCACAAUAGUUUGAUCAUUUAUCAGGACAAAGUGCAAAAGUUAAGUGUAAAUAAGUUUGUGCAUCUGGUAAUUCCUCAGAAGCCACAUUUCAAGAUUGUUUGAUUUCUGCAGAGUGUGCACGCAGAUAUUCAGAUAGAUGUCUAUCAUAUUGUCACUGCAUCAAAAAAAUUAACCAAAUUAUCUGUUGUUGGCAUUUUAUGUUUACAUGUCUAUAACAACAAUAAAUAUAGUUAUAAUUCUUCCAUUUUAAAUGUGUUUCAAUAUGUAAGGGUGUGCAUUAGAGCGAAUUCAUGUAUAAUCAAACAUAAAUUAUGUAUGUACUUUUAAAUUUUGAGACGACUACUUUUGCCAGCGAUAUAAAGAGUUAAAGGUUAAUAAAACAGUUGAUUGCAAAAAGUACGAAUUGCAACUUUGUUUUGUCAUAUUGAAUAUUACAUACAUUACACAUUUCAAACUUUGAUCGCGCUGAUCUUAUAAGGGUCUUUGUGAUGGGUGAAUGUCCUUUUAUUCAAAAGCAUACUUCAGUGACUAGAAGGUAUCUAUUAUCUCCUGCAAACCGUGCAUAUUUAAACUCCAGGCAUAAAAACAGGCGGUCGAUUUACAACAGUUAAAAUGCACUGAAUUCCACAAGGUAAUAUGUGUUAGAAAAACUACUACUGGAAAGAAAACAAUUUCUGCUACUCAUAUAAUUUUAUAUGCGUAUGGGAAAAUAUCUAGAAAUAGGGCAGAUGAAAGAAAACAAUUAUUUUAAGAUUGUUAGAUGCAUGACUGUAUUUUAUGAGUAGCUUGUAACACAGAUAGAUUACUUUUCCAUUUCACUUGUAUAACACGGACAUGGUUAGGAUUGACAAACUAUGUUCACUCAGUAAUUUCGCUCCACAAGAAGAUUUUUUACUAUGUGUAAAGAUAUUGUUCUUGUUUAUUUUUAUGUGUUUAAUGUCGCACCGACACAAAUUGGGUCAAAUUGCGACUUUCCAGAAUUGAUGGUAGAGGAAGACCAAAGGUGUUCCUCUGUGCAUUAUUUCAUCACUAGUGUGUACUUUGGAAGAAUCUCAGACCUUACGUAUGCCAGCUGGAUGACAUCCUCCCGCGGAAAUUUCAACGUCCCGAACGAGGCUUGAGCACCCAUCGAUGCGGGGCAAGUGAUUUAAAGUCAGCGACGUAAACCACUCGGCCACGGUGACAUCCCCCAACACCCCACAAACCCUAAAUCCUUAAGAGGAUUUAUGGAACGUCUUUACAUGUAAAGACUACAUGUUCUUGUAUACUAUUCAGUCUAAUGUCUUGUUGAAAGUCUG